Schizosaccharomyces octosporus yFS286 is the source of this 1335-nucleotide messenger RNA. RefSeq names its product mannan endo-1,6-alpha-mannosidase. Gene Ontology annotation, molecular function: mannan endo-1,6-alpha-mannosidase activity. The coding region runs from base 1 to 1335 and encodes 444 amino acids. NCBI's taxonomy places the organism in Eukaryota, Fungi, Ascomycota, Schizosaccharomycetes, Schizosaccharomycetales, Schizosaccharomycetaceae. The transcript has 2 exons. Gene Ontology annotation, biological process: carbohydrate catabolic process; fungal-type cell wall biogenesis. The record is from RefSeq and is a predicted model, not a curated record.
AUGAAAUACUAUGAUUGUGUUUAUAUUUGGGUACUCUUCUUUCUCUUAAAAAGUGUUGCUUGUUUCGAUUUGGACCCCAAUGAUAAAGAUUCUGUCUAUAAUGGUAUCAAUACAGUAACUAAAGGAAUGCUGAACUAUUAUCAGCCUUCGUCCCACACUUUUACCGCGUAUUGGUGGAUGACGGGAUCUUGUCUCAAUGGAAUGCUAAACACCUAUUCUGGAACGAAGAAUAACAGCAAUAUGGGUAUGGUUGUCGAAUCUAUAUUGGCGAACAAGGGUGAAGAAGAUGAUUUUGCUCCAAACAACGAAAAGUUCAAUCUUGGUAAUGAUGAUCAAGGCAUCUGGGGUAUGACCGGUAUGUCAGCAGCUGAGAUGAAUAUCAAGGACAAUGAAUCAGAUGUUUCUUGGGCUGCCCUUGCGCAAGCAGUUACAAACGAAAUGUCAGAACGAUGGGACAAUUCUUCGUGUAAUGGUGGUAUUCGUUGGCAAAUUUAUACUUUUAACCAAGGUUACAAUUACAAAAAUACCAUUAGUAAUGGUGCUCUAUUCCAAUUGGCGUCUCGCCUUGCCCGUUAUACUCAGAAUGAAACAUACGUGGAGUUAGCUCGCAAAGUAUGGGAUUGGUCUGUAAGUGUGAAUUUUAUAGAUUUGGAUUCGUAUGCAGUAUAUGAUGGAUCGAAAACCGAAACGAAUUGCAGCACAAUCACAAAUGAACAAUGGUCUUAUACAACCGGUGUUUACCUCGCUGGUACCGCCUUUUUGUACAAUUACACAAAUGGAAGCACUGAAUGGAAAGGCCAUAUGGAAGGAUUGCUGAAUCGAACAUUGAAUUAUUACUUUAACAAAGACAAAAUCAUAUACGAGCCCAACUGCGAAAUGUCGAAUACUUGCAAUUAUGAUCAGACUGGUUUUAAAGGUAUGCUCGCCCGUUACCUUAGUUACACCAUGCAACUCGCUCCUUACACCACUGAAACAAUUAUGCCUUAUCUUCAUGCAAGUGCUAAAGCAGCAGCUUUAGCUUGCAGCGGUGGCUAUGAUCGUGUCACUUGUGGAAACAGGUGGACUUGGAACAAUGGUACUUGGGAUGGAAACUACGGACUCGGAGAACAGCUUUCAGCACUCGAAGUUAUUCAGUCAGUUUUAACACCCCAGUAUUCUCCUCUUUUAUCUUUAAAAACUGGUGCCCGUUCAAAAUCCGAUCCUACCGCCGGACAAGAUACCCAUGUGAACUUUUCCAUUCCUGCAGCCACAAAGAGCGAUAAAGGUUGGGCAGGCUUUUUAACAGCUCUUUUUUCAUUUCUUUUCUUACUAUUUUCUUUGUGGUUGUUUUUUUAA